This is a messenger RNA of Danio rerio (zebrafish), 532 nucleotides long. RefSeq names its product synuclein, beta (gene sncb). The record is from RefSeq and is marked provisional. NCBI's taxonomy places the organism in Eukaryota, Metazoa, Chordata, Actinopteri, Cypriniformes, Danionidae. Gene Ontology annotation, cellular component: cytoplasm.
AAUUGAAGCACAAGGACGAAGAAGGUGCUUUAAAAAGAGGGGCCAAGAUGGAUGUUUUUAUGAAGGGGCUUUCUAAAGCUAAAGAAGGGAUGGCAGUGGCUGCAGAAAAAACCAAGGAAGGUGUUGCGGUGGCCGCUGAGAAAACCAAGGAAGGCGUGAUGUUUGUGGGCAGCAAGACCAAAGACAGCGUUGCAACAGUGGCUGAGAAGACGAAGGAGCAGGCAUCUCAGCUGGGCGGAGCAGUGAUGUCUGGAGCCGGAAACAUCGCCGCCGCCACCGGCCUGGUGAAGAAGGACGAAUUCCCCAGUGACAUGAACCCGGAGUUCGGUCAGGAAGCCACUGAGGAGCCGGGAGAAGGUCUGAUGGACCCUGAAGGACAGACAUACGACGACAACCAGCAGGAGAGCCAGGAUUAUGAGCCCGAGGCGUAAAAGCGUCACAUUCCAAGCCCAAAUCCAGCCAGCAGCACAAAAAGUUUAUAUCAAUACCAAGUACAAAUCCUAAACACAAUAAAAACCUGUUGCAAAAAAAA